AUGGAGGGGCUGAGCCAGCGCUGCCCGCUGCCCCCCGCUGCCCAGGGCUGCCCCCGGCCCGGCCGCGGCUCCGUGCUGCUGGUGCUGACGCUGCUGCUGCUCCUGUACCCCCUGCUCCGGGGCCUGGCUCUGCAGCUGCACUGGGCUGUCAGCGGCAGCUACGUGCCAGGGACACACUCCGUGGCCUUCAUCAGCUGUCCCAACGAGCACAUCGCCAGGGACAUCGCCAGGGCCAUCAUGGAUAAGAGACUGGCUGCCUACGUGAACAUCCUGCCCAAGAGCUCAGCCUUGUAUUUCUGGAAAGGGGAAUUGGAAGAAUCCACUGAAAUACUGCUGUUGGUGAAAACAAGGACGUCCAAAAUAGGGGAAUUGUCCAACUACGUCAGAUCCAUCCAUCCCUUUGAAAUCCCCGAAAUCAUCAGCCUGCCCAUUGACCAAGGAAACCCUGUCUACCUCAAAUGGAUAGAGGAGAACGUCCCGCGGGACUGAGAGGCGCAAAGUGCAGCUCAUUUUUGGGGAGCCGCGCGGAGGCAGCUUUUAUCUUCUGGGGUUUGCUGUGACACGGGAGCUUGGGAUCGGGAAACCUCCGCUCCUCGGCCAGCCCCGGGAGCGCUGAGCAGCCCGGAGCCGGCACAGGCUGGGCUGGGGAAGGGCCGCCUGCACCGAAAGCUGUGCGUGAGGAUACGCGGAAUGUCCCUGUCAGGACGCUCGGGGUGCCUCGGGCUGUCAGCAGCGAAUUCCAGCCGGGAGCCUGGCAGUCCCUGCGGUGCCGUGUGUCCCCACAGCUGCCCUGAGCCCUGCUGGCCCCCCGGGCGCUGCCAGCAUCCUGUCCCGGCCGGGAACCGCAGGAUGUACCCGGGCACCGCCUCCCCUGGAGGCUCAGCCCUGCAGAGCCCAGGGAAGCAGCAAACCCCAAAAAACCCCAGCAAAGCCCAGCAGGGUUUAGCUCUCCCUGGCACCGAGAGCUGGGAUGAGCUGGGCAGCAGCCAGGCCGGUUCAGGGAGCCCAGGUGCCAGCAGGACCAUGGCACUGCCCUGGCACUGUGUCCCUACCCCAACCUGAGCUGUGCUUUCUGCCUGGGCCAAGCUGAACUUUGUGAAAAGAUCCUCAUGUUAAUGGUGUCUGAGACAUAACUUAAGGAACAUUUUUGGGUUAUUUUUGUGACUGGGAGGGGAAUAAACAGGAGUUUCUUACCUGGGCAGGCUGUCGUGGUCACAGCUGG
Molecule: messenger RNA, 1222 nt
Organism: Pyrgilauda ruficollis (rufous-necked snowfinch)
Lineage: Eukaryota; Metazoa; Chordata; Aves; Passeriformes; Passeridae
Gene: CUTA
Product: cutA divalent cation tolerance homolog
Exons: 6
Coding region: 1-489 (162 amino acids)
Biological process (GO): response to metal ion
Molecular function (GO): copper ion binding
Source: RefSeq, a predicted model, not a curated record